Molecule: messenger RNA, 222 nt
Organism: Aspergillus niger
Lineage: Eukaryota; Fungi; Ascomycota; Eurotiomycetes; Eurotiales; Aspergillaceae
Exons: 3
Coding region: 1-222 (73 amino acids)
Source: RefSeq, a predicted model, not a curated record
AUGACGCGAAGCAAAUGGCAAGAAUUAGAAUCCCCCGGGGAAGUGAGGGCGCCUUGCGGCUGUGACUUGAACAGCGAAUCCACAUUUCACCACUCGAAGGGAACUGAGCCACAUCGGAAGGGGGAACCGGAUGAAGGCCUCAAUCUGGCUGGUGAGAAAGCGACGAUACGCGCCGGCGUGCAGCAUUGCGGGCCACUCACAGCCAAGCGGGGUACCAACUAG